This is a messenger RNA of Temnothorax curvispinosus, 6687 nucleotides long. RefSeq names its product DNA polymerase zeta catalytic subunit-like (gene DNApol-zeta). The coding region runs from base 37 to 6651 and encodes 2204 amino acids. NCBI's taxonomy places the organism in Eukaryota, Metazoa, Arthropoda, Insecta, Hymenoptera, Formicidae. The record is from RefSeq and is a predicted model, not a curated record. Gene Ontology annotation, molecular function: nucleotide binding; DNA binding; DNA-directed DNA polymerase activity. The transcript has 19 exons. Gene Ontology annotation, biological process: double-strand break repair via homologous recombination; error-prone translesion synthesis. Gene Ontology annotation, cellular component: zeta DNA polymerase complex; nucleus.
CUCGCACUAAAAGCUAGACUAUCUAUCUCGUUUUAAAUGCAGAAAGUGCAGACGAAAGGAGCAAACCUAAUCUCCCACCACGCUUCCGUUUGUUUACGUCGUGUGAGUCGGUUUGCACGUGUCUGCACAUGGCUCGCAACGAUUAUCCUCCCGCAUCUCAACAUGUUUUCCAUCACUUUGGUAAAUAUUGACAGUUAUCAGACGUCCCCGGUACCCGAGCUGGACGUGACAUUCUCGGAGUUCCGUGGCUCCGAAGUGAAAAAGGUACCGAUAAUCAGAGCGUUCGGAUCAACUGCCACGGGCAAGAAGACAUGCUUGCACAUUCACGGUGUCUUUCCGUACAUGUAUGUCGCGUGCACUGUUCGGGAGAAUACGGAUAGCUAUGCUUAUCAACUGGCUGCGGCGAUCGAUUCUGCGCUGAACACAUCCUUCGGUUCAGCUUUGUCCAGCAGCCAACACGUCUACAAGAUCCAGCGAGUGUCAGGAAUACCUUUCUACGGUUAUCACGAGAAGGAACACUUGUUUUUUAAAAUAUAUUUUUAUAAUCCAGCCAUAAUUAAAAGGACAGCGGAUUUGCUGCAGAAUGGUGCUGUUCUCAAUCAAACUCUGCAGCCGUACGAGGCACACAUCCCAUAUAUUCUGCAAUUCAUGAUAGAUUACAAUCUCUAUGGCAUGAAUUUAAUAAAUUUGAACAGCGUAAAGUACAGGCACCCUUUGCAAGGAUGCGCAAGAGAAGACAGCCAAAGCAGAUCUACAAUGGAUUUGCUAGACACGCAAACGUACCUUCCGAUAUCCGUAACGAGACAGAGCAUGUGCGAGUUGGAAGUGGACGUGCACGCUUCAGAGAUUCUGAACGGGCAAGGUGUCACUAAAAAUAUGGAGCUGAAUCCUGGUCUUGCCGCGAUCUGGGACGAGGAGAAAGCAAGGAGGGCCGAAGCUGGUCUAGAAGACGCAAAGUCGCAAUUAUUAUAUCCCAAAACUCCCAGCAAAAUUAUCUUACCUCCAACGAGUAGUGAUCUUUUUCAAGAGGGCCAAUUAUUGAAAAGAUUGAACGCUAUAUCACAAACCAAUGAGACAAUCACUCCAAAUACGACGGUACCUUCGUAUCCUGUUGAAGUGGAAGAUAAUGAAAAUGUCUUAGAUGCAUCUCAUAUUCUAAACCACAGUGAGUCUCUUGUAUCUGAGGAAAAUCUGGAAAGAACAGUUUCUGAUAAUUGUCAAUUGUUGCAAUUAGCCACGUCAGCACUUUUAGAGCCAACUCGAAGUCUAAGUAAUAUAACAGAUACUAGUAUUUUGGAUGCAGAUGACAUACAACUGGUGGAAAUGUUAGCUGACCUAGCGGAAGAAAAUGAAAUGGCGAGCAAUGUAGAUGACGAUAGCGUUCUCGGGUCUCAAUAUUCUACGUUCAGCGAGCCGGUUAAAAAUGAUCCGGAGGAAGAAGAGAUCGAGGAUUUGAAUAUCACAAGCUUAGAUCUAGAUCUAAGUUCUUGGGAAUCAGUGUAUAACCAGAGAUCCAAUCAACGUGACAAUACAGAUAACAAACAAAACACUGAAUCUGCAGAUAAUUCAAACGUUACUGAAGAAAAUGAUGGAGAUGUCACACUCGUGAAUUUUCCCCAAGUUGAUGGAGUUGAUGACUUGUAUGAGACAUUGAAGUACGAAAAAGAAACUACAAAUAGUUUAAGUAAUAAAGAUAAUACGGCAGUUCAGUGCCUUUCUAAAAUAACUAAAAAUUCUAAACAUAAUAGCUAUGUUUCUGUCAUUAAUACGAGAAAAGAUUAUGCCAUGUGUAUUUCAUAUAGAAAUUUAAACCUAAUGGACAUUGUUAAAUGUAUCGUAAAUAAUCCCAGCAGAUGUCACUUAAGAAGAGAAUUGUACAACUUUGUAAAUAGAUAUUGUUUUCAUAUCUUUUUGAAAUCGAGCAAAAAUUUGCGAGGUACAAGUAUAAAGUAUCCGCAUACUGAUACGAGUGUUGUCAUAAGAGACGCACGUUAUUUAAAAGAUAAUGAAAGAAGAAUUGUACACAAUAGGAAAACAGAGGAAGAAUUAUAUAUUGUUCGAUGUCAGGUACAACCGGAUCAUCGAGAUUUGGAUGUUUAUGAUAUAGAUGAUAUAGAGACGUUUGAAACUUUAGAACACAACAAUUAUAUGGCAGAUUAUGAAGCGGACAAGUGUAACUGUGAACGGGAUUCCAAAUCGUGUGUUGAAAAAGGAGUUCUUUUGACUAGCGAUCACUGCUUACAUCACGAACGGUGUAAUUUUUCAGUAAAGUUCACAUUAUCGAAUAUCGACGGUGCUACAGCUACCGAUUCGAGCGAUGCUGAAUCCGAAGCUGAUGUGACAAUCGUCGAGGAUAUUAAACAGGAGAAACGUGUUUGCGUUUAUAAAUCUGGCAAGAAGAACGUGCCGCAAAGUAUAGUUCAGGUCACCCCGAAGAAAAGGAAGUUCGAUCUUCAAGACGACGAUCACGUGUCACCUGGUAAACGAAGAAAUGCGGGCGUUAAAACGCCAAAAAGGAGAUACAAUUCUCCGGGCAAGGCGCCUCGGAGUCCGCAGUUGUCGGGAAAUUACUCGCCUCUUAAUAUUACUAUAACGUCUCCGAAAUCCGGUAAAAGUCCUGUUCGACAGGGCGAACGAUCUCCGAAAAAAAAUCAAUGUAUACCCGAUGCUCCUUCCACUACGCCAAAACACAAUAUACGUCCGUUACGUGUGAGCUUGCUUCGUGAAAAAUUCUUAAAUUCGGAUCUAGAAAAUAAUGGUGACACUGAUAAUGAAACAGACACCGCCCAUAUCGUAAAAACUGAUAAAACAUCAACGAUCGACGAGUCAAUACCAGAUCACGAACAGAGAACAGAAAACAGUGAAAGUUCGUUGAUUAACAGAAGCAAAGAGGUUCGUAAAAGAUUGUCUUUCUUGACUGAAGAAGAUACUCUCGCAAAAACGGAUCACAACGUGGGCCAAUCUGAAACUUCAAUCGCGCUUGGGCAUUCGAGUGACCAUGUACACGUAGAUGUGACUGCACUUGUCUCCGGCAACGAAAACAGUGACGACAGUGUCCCGAACAGUCAAUGCACGGAAAAGAGUAAUAACGAUGUAUCUCCUGAAAGAAGCUACGCGCUAGAUGUGCGAAACUUGGCGAAAAAGUCCACUCACGACGACAUUAUUCCUGAAACCGAUCUCGACGAUGACGAAGAAGAUGUGUGCAGCACAACUUUCACCCAGCAUCUCAACCAAAAGCUGGAGAGCGACAGUCAAGGUUCGUCGUUGGAACGAGGUGGUCGUCGCCCGUCGAAGAACGCGAUAAUUACAAUUACUACGAAGUACAAGCCUCCCAGCCCUGAAAGAAUCCGGAAAAGUAUGACGAUGUACGGCAUUCCGAAGUGCAGAUGGCAGAAACCGUUUUUCAGCAACAAACUCGAUCUCGCGAAACAAAGGGAAUCCUUCAACACGAACGCGUCGUAUUUCGACGCGCCUCCGUUUAAAUCCAGUCUGGAAGAAGUCACGAGUCUCACACUGUGGCGAAGAAUGAAAGUCAACGAGUUUCAUCCUUCCGGAGCGAGUGUAAAGUCUUACCAUAUCAAACGAACCCUUGCUGGAUAUAGCUCGUUAACGAUUAAACCACUUAUGGAGCCACCAUCUUCCAAGGAUGUUAAAAAUUGGAUUAGAGCUAAGAAAUACAUAUCGGAUAAAAAUGCUGAUGUCAAAUCGCGCGAGCAGAACAAGGGAGAGACGUGCAAAAAUGUGCAAGAUGUACAGCGUCCGUCAAUUAAUGCCAUUGAUGAAGAGAUCAAACCCCAGCCGGGAACAUCUAGAAAUUUAAUAAAUAACGAUUCAAACAUGGACGGACGUAUGCAUUCGCCAAUGCCUCGACAAAGCGCGCUGAGUGGAACGUCUGACGAAAGCGGGAAAUCAGACCGUACACGAAAUUCUGAUAAUUCGCAGAUAUCGGAGAACAGUUUGGAUUCUUCCUUGAAAAAGGCAUUGGAAAACCCGUUGUUACAUAAAGAAAAUAAGACGCAGCUGGGUGUGUCGUACGGUCAGAUCGAAUGUUCGUCUAAGGGGAGCUACGGUAACGUCUCGAAUGAGAAUCUUCAGAAAGCUCGAGCGGUAACAGUACAUCAGUAUCUGACGUCGUUAUCUCUCGAAGUGCACGUCGUUACUCGGGAAGAUCUCCUGCCUGAUCCGCAGUGUGAUUCCAUCGCUGCGUUAUUUUUCGCGAUUUACAACGACGCCCCGACUGACGCCAGUGAGCAGAUGGAACAUGGCGCUAUAAUUGUAAAUCCUAACUCUAUAAGCGCAAGACUCAACAAGAUCCACUCUGCCAGCGCGAUGUGUCCAAUCCUGUACGUUGCGACGGAACGGGACGCGUUCGAUAGCCUUGUGAAAUUGAUCGAGCGCCACAAUCCAGACGUUCUGCUUGGCUGGGAAGUGGAGGCGCUCUCAUGGGGCUAUGUAUUUCAGCGAGCAUCUCAUCUUCGUCUCAAUAACUUUCCAGUGAGAAUCUCAAAAGUUCCGCACAUGCAGAUCUUUGGCAAAUCUGACUCGGCUCACGUGUUUGAAAAGGACGACGUAGGUGAGGUAAAAGUAGCUGGUCGUAAUAUCCUUGACGUAUGGAGAAUCAUGAGACAUGAAGCAGCAUUACUGACGUAUACCUUCGAGAACGUCAUGCAUCACGUUUUACACGAAAGAAUUCCGUGUCCUUCCUUCAAAACGUUGUCCACUUGGUGGAAACAGGAGAGCAUGAUAAUAAAAAGCAGAGUUAUACGUCAUUAUGUCAUCAGAGUCGUAGGCACUCUCAAGCUUCUGAAUCACUUGGAUAUUAUAGGUCGCACGUGCGAGCUCGCCCGUCUCUUCGGCAUACAAUUUUACGAAGUCUUCUCGCGAGGCUCACAGUUUCGCGUUGAGUCUAUGAUGCUCAGAUUGGCGAAACCCAUGAACUACAUUCCGAUCUCGCCGUCCGUACAGCAGAGAGCCAAGAUGCGAGCGCCGGAGUGUUUACCGUUGAUCAUGGAACCCGAGUCCAAAUUUUAUACCGAUCCGUUAAUCGUGCUUGAUUUCCAAAGUCUUUAUCCGAGCAUGAUCAUUGCUUACAAUUACUGUUUCUCUACCUGUUUAGGAAGGAUAGAACAUAUAGGCCAAUACGGGCCAUUCCAGUUUGGCGCAGCGACAUUAAGGAUGAAGAAGAACACUGCGUUAAAGUUACAAGAUAAAAUGAACUUUUCGCCUUGCGGCGUGGCCUUUGUGAAGAAAGAGGUACGUCAGGGAAUACUGCCGCGUAUGCUGACGGAAAUCUUGAAUACGCGUCUGAUGGUGAAAGAGUCCAUGAAGCUGCAUCCGGCGGAAAAUCGUACGUUGCAGCGCGUUCUUCAUUCUCAGCAGUUGGGCCUCAAAUUAAUCGCGAAUGUCACUUACGGCUAUACAUCCGCCAAUUUUAGCGGUAGAAUGCCGUGUAUCGAGAUAGGCGAUAGCGUAGUUAGCAAAGGACGAGAGACGUUGGAACGUGCGAUCAAACUGGUGGAAACCACCCCAAAAUGGGGCGCACGAGUGGUUUAUGGGGAUACAGAUUCCUUAUUUGUACUGUUACCCGGAAAAUCUCGAGAAGAGGCGUUUACUAUCGGUGAGGAGAUCGCGGAUGCUGUUACCGCGAUCAAUCCUCCGCCUGUCAAGCUCAAAUUUGAGAAAGUUCUUCAUCCAUGUAUUUUGCAAACGAAGAAGCGAUAUUGCGGAUUCAUGUAUGAAACUCGCGAUCAGGAGAAGCCUGAGUUCCUGGCGAAAGGCAUCGAGACGGUUCGCAGAGAUGGGUGUCCGGCAGUUUCCAAAAUACUCGAGAGGGCCCUUAAAAUCUUGUUCGAGACGAAGGACAUUUCUCUGGUGAAGCAGUACGUGAACAGGCAGUUCGACAAGAUCUUUCAGCGACGCGUGUCCAUCCUGGACCUGACGUUCGCGAAGGAGUUCCGCGGGAUGCGUGGCUACAAGGCCAAUGCCUGCGUGCCAGCGUUAGAGCUGACGCGCAGAUUGAUCAGGAAGGAUCCGCGCGCUGUGCCGCGCACCAGCGAGCGCGUACGCUACGUCAUCGUCGCGGGCGCGCCGAAUCAGGCGCUCAUCUACUGCGUGCGUACGCCGAUGGAAGUCGUCGCCGAUCCGUCAUUAAUCCCGAACUCCGUGUAUUACAUAACGAAAGUCAUCAUACCGCCUCUCAAUCGAUGCUUCAACUUAUUCGGAAUCGACGUCAACGUGUGGUAUAAAGAAAUCUCCCACCGUUCGAAUUUCGAUAAUAUCGCACACUUGGGUGAAGGCAAUCCGAAAUCUACUAUUCGUCAAUUCUUCAGUUCCACGGCGUGCAUCACCUGCGGGGAACAGACCAAUAAAGAGAUCUGUCCGGAUUGCCUUCUGCAACCGAGCCGGACCGUUCUCAUACUUCUCGAAAAGGUCAAACAAUUGGAAAGGAAUUAUCAACAAAUUGCUGCUAUCUGCCAUUCUUGUAUUGGACAAUUAGGCGGCAUAGAAUGCGUAUCCUUGGACUGUCCUGUUUUAUACCGACUGGCACAAGCUCGCAAAGAGCUCGGUCAAGUUUCCUACAUGAACAGUAUUAUUUAUGGAAGUAAUUCCAGUGGAAUUAAGGAAUUGAAUUCAAUUGCUGAGUGGUAUUGAUUACAGUGUGGAAAUUAAUCUUUUAUCUGAAAUGGU